Messenger RNA from Trematomus bernacchii (emerald rockcod), 607 nucleotides. RefSeq names its product heat shock protein family B (small) member 11 (gene hspb11). NCBI's taxonomy places the organism in Eukaryota, Metazoa, Chordata, Actinopteri, Perciformes, Nototheniidae. The record is from RefSeq and is a predicted model, not a curated record. Gene Ontology annotation, biological process: intraciliary transport. Gene Ontology annotation, cellular component: centrosome; cilium; intraciliary transport particle B. The coding region runs from base 155 to 559 and encodes 134 amino acids. The transcript has 5 exons.
GACAGUAGCUAGGUUAGCGCAGGUUAGCUUAGCUGUCGACUUCUCCAAGACACGUAAACAAAGCAGAUUAUUGUGUGUUAUUGUCGGAUAUACAGUUAUAUUCUACACCAGGCAGCAGUGGAGAGCAUCAUAUUUGCCGUGUGAGUCAGUGAAGAUGAUUGAGUCAUCUUUAGCUUCUUUGGGGGCAAAAGUUGUUGUCGCUUCAUCGAGCGACGAGAAUCACCCUCCAGAAAACAUCACUGAUGGAAAUACCAACACGUUCUGGAUGUCCACCGGGAUGUUUCCUCAAGAGUUCAUCAUUCGCUUUGCUGAACCGACAGAUAUUUCUGCAGUGACAGUGGACAGCUAUAAUGUCAAGCAUCUAAAGAUAGAGAAGAACACCUCACAGAAUGCUUCUCAGUUUGAGUCUGUUACAGAGAAAGAAUUUGAACAAACAGAGGGACAUCUUCAGUCAAAUGCUAUUUCGCUUAAUGGAAGCAGUGCAUCUCACCUUCGUCUCAUCAUCACCUCAGGAUAUGAUCACUUUGCCUCAGUGCAUCGAGUCAGUGUGCAACAUUAACACUCUUGAUUGUUGUGAAUUAAAGCCUGAUCUAUGUUAUGUACAUAU